Diprion similis is the source of this 4218-nucleotide messenger RNA. RefSeq names its product transcription elongation factor SPT5 (gene Spt5). Gene Ontology annotation, molecular function: mRNA binding; protein binding. The record is from RefSeq and is a predicted model, not a curated record. Gene Ontology annotation, cellular component: DSIF complex. Bases 172 to 3609 code for a protein of 1145 amino acids. The transcript is spliced from 14 exons. NCBI's taxonomy places the organism in Eukaryota, Metazoa, Arthropoda, Insecta, Hymenoptera, Diprionidae. Gene Ontology annotation, biological process: regulation of DNA-templated transcription elongation; regulation of transcription by RNA polymerase II; transcription elongation-coupled chromatin remodeling.
ACUGUGAUUCCCUUAGACCAGUGAUUCCAGUUACUAAAGCUUUGAUGCAUAUUACCGAGUUGGUUGUGAUCGUACCAUAAUGCUGUAUUAUUCAUUACUGUAACACAAUUGUUGAUAAUAUUCUUCUUCCUCUGUGAGGGAGCAAAGUUUCCACACCAAGAAAUAAAAAAAAUGUCCGAUUCAGAGGCUAGUAAUUUUUCGGACAAUGACAGUGACGCGGGAGGCCGUGGUGGCGGUGGAAGUGAAAGCGAGUCUGAAGACAACCGUUCGGUAAAAUCUGGAGGCGCUAGUGAUACAGGUAGUGGACGCCGUUCUCGUAGCGCAUCGAGAAGUAGGAGAAGAAGUAGAUCAAGAUCACAAUCCAAAAGUCAUUCCAGAUUAAGAUCACGCUCUCGUUCAGGUUCUGGUUCGGACGCUGGAGGUAGCCAUCGAGCAGAUGAGGCUGAAGAAGCUCAUUCUGGUGACGACGAAGAAGUUGAGCCUGAGGAGGAACCAGAAGGGGAAGAUUUGGAUGGUAGCAGUGAUUAUGACGAGGAGGAGUAUGAAGAUGACGACAGACCGAGCAGGAAGAAGAAGAAAAAAGACAAAUUUGGCGGUUUUAUUAUCGACGAGGCUGAAGUGGAUGACGAGGUUGAAGAUGACGAUGAAUGGGAGGAUGGAGCGCAGGAGAUAGGAAUUGUUGGAAAUGAAGUGGACGAGUUAGGGCCGACUGCACCUGAAAUUGAGGGAAGACGUCGAGGCACAAAUCUCUGGGAUUCACAGAAAGAAGAUGAAAUUGAAGAGUAUCUCAGAAAGAAAUAUGCCGACGAAUCCGUCGUUUCACGUCACUUCGGAGAUGGGGGUGAAGAAAUGAGUGAUGAAAUUACCCAGCAAACGCUUUUACCUGGUGUGAAAGACCCCAAUCUCUGGAUGGUCAAGUGCCGUAUCGGUGAAGAAAAAGCCACUGUGCUUUUACUCAUGCGAAAAUUCAUAACGUAUCAGUUCUCAGGAGAGCCAUUGCAAAUAAAAUCUGUUGUUGCGCCUGAGGGUGUGAAGGGCUAUAUUUACAUCGAAGCAUACAAACAGCCUCAUGUAAAGGCCGUUAUAGAAAACGUUGGUAAUCUGAGAAUGGGUAUUUGGAAACAACAAAUGGUUCCAAUCAAGGAGAUGACGGAUGUGUUGCGCGUCGUCAAGGAACAAACUGGCCUGAAGGCAAAGCAAUGGGUUCGUUUGAAGAGGGGAAUAUACAAGGAUGACAUAGCACAAGUGGACUACGUGGAUUUGGCGCAAAAUCAAGUACAUUUAAAACUGUUACCAAGAAUAGACUACACGAGACCUCGAGGUGCCCUAAGAACCGCGCAAAGUGAAUCCGAGGCACUUAAACGCAAAAAGAAAAGACGACCCCCGGCGAAACCUUUCGAUCCGGAAGCAAUCCGCGCAAUUGGUGGAGAGGUGACCAGUGACGGAGACUUUUUAAUAUUUGAAGGGAACAGAUACAGUCGAAAAGGAUUUCUCUACAAAAAUUUCACGACAAGUGCCAUCAUUGCCGAAGGUGUUAAACCGACGCUCUCUGAACUGGAGAGAUUUGAAGAAGCUCCCGAGGGUAUAGACAUAGAACUGAGCGGCACUCCGACUACAGGAGUUUCUGCCGGUAAAGAGGAUCAGGCGGUUACUCAUUCGUUCAGUAACGGCGACAAUGUGGAAGUUUGCGAAGGAGAAUUGAUGAAUUUACAAGGAAAAAUUGUAUCAAUUGAUGGUAACAUGAUAAUGGUCAUGCCGAAGCACGAGGAACUGAAAGAAGCCUUAGAAUUCCAGGCAAAUGAGUUGAGAAAAUACUUUAGAAUGGGAGAUCAUGCAAAGGUAGUGGCUGGAAGAUACGAAGGAGACACGGGGCUGAUUGUACGUGUCGAACAAAAUAGGGUCGUUCUUUUUUCCGAUUUGUCAAUGCACGAGCUAGAGGUACUCCCACGAGAUCUACAACUUUGUUCAGACAUGGCGACCGGCGUUGACAGCUUGGGUCAAUUUCAAUGGGGUGAUCUAGUACAGCUCGAUGUUCAGACCGUCGGCGUAAUCGUUCGUUUGGAGCGCGAGAAUUUUCACGUACUAUCGAUGCAUGGGAAAGUUGUCGAGGCAAGACCGCAAGGUCUUACAAAGCGCCGUGAAAACAGAAACGCAGUCGCGUUAGAUUCGCAGCAAAAUACGAUCCAGAAAAAGGAUAUAGUGAAGGUAAUUGACGGACCGCACGCAGGCAGAGGAGGUGAGAUCAAGCAUCUUUACAGAAGUUUCGCGUUUCUGCACUCGAGAAUGUAUUUGGACAAUGGAGGAAUAUUCGUAUGUAAAACUAGACAUCUUCAGUUAGCCGGUGGCAACAAAGCAGGAAUGGGCCCAGCGAUGUCGCCAUCGUUCGGAUUUAUGUCUCCCAGAAUCGCAUCACCGAUGCACCCAAGUGGUGGCGGGUUCGGAAGAGGUGGUGGGGGAGGCGGAAGAGGCAGAGGCCGAGGUGGAGGUGCGAGACGCGACAGAGAGCUGAUAGGAACCACGAUAAAGAUAACGGGUGGGCCGUACAAGGGUAACGUGGGAAUAGUAAAAGACGCAACAGAGAAUACGGCGCGUGUAGAACUUCAUUCGACUUGUCAAACGAUAUCUGUGGAUCGUUCUCACAUUGCAAACGUUGGCGUGCCGACCAAGGACGGCGGAUUCAGUAGCUACAACCGAACCCCGGCUUACACGGCCGGUGGUCAGACUCCGAUGUACGCUAGAGAUGGUUCAAAAACUCCGAUGCACGGUUCGCAAACGCCGAUGUACGAAAAUGGCUCGCGCACGCCGCAUUAUGGCUCGAUGACACCUUCGCACGAUGGUUCCCGUACCCCUGGUCAAUCAGGGGCAUGGGAUCCGGCUGUGACAAACACGCCGGCGAGAGCGAACGACUUCGACAAUUACAGCAUGGAAGAAGGAGGGUCUCCGGGUUACGCUCCCGGCUACCCCUCGACAGGCGGUCCGUUUACACCCCAAACACCCGGGACAAUGUACGGAUCGGAGCAGAGCUACAGUCCCUAUCAGCCAAGUCCCAGUCCGGCUGCGAGCGCCAGCGCAAGCCCGAGUCCAGCCGGUUAUGUGGCCACUCCAUCUCCCUCGGGAACUGGGUACACUACGAGUCCGCACGGCGCGUUUGCGUCGCCAUCGCCGAUGGGUUAUAGCCCGAUGACACCAGGCGUCGCGGGCAGUCCUUACAAUCCUCAAACACCCGGAGCUGGACUCGACGCUGGGGCUAGUAGCGGUAUGAUUAUGGGCUCAGAAUGGCAUACCACUGAUAUAGAAGUACGGAUACGCGAUACUCACCAGGAUCCGGCCCUGGCUGGGCAGCAAGGUGUAAUCCGCGGAAUAUCGGGUGGCAUGUGCGCCGUUUUUCUACCUGCCGAAGACAGAGUGGUGAAUCUUUUGUGCGAGCAACUAGAGCCUGUUGUUCCGUCUCGCGGUGAUCAGGUCAAAGUUGUCGUCGGCGAGGAUAGAGAAGCAGUAGGAAUUCUUCUUUCGAUUGAUAAUCAAGAGGGGGUCGUUAAACUUAGUACAGACGCUGUUAAGAUGUUGCAUCUACGAUUUCUUUGUAAAAUGAAAGCUCCGACGACUUAGUAAACUAACACGAGUAUCUUGUUAGAGACAUAUAAUACGUUGCAUCUCACGAUUUCACACGAUUUUUCAAAGGGACCCGUGCAGACGUUAAACUUGGUGAAUAAGUUAUUUUAGGGGCAAUUCGUCCCGCGUGGAAUGUUUACAGCAAUCUUAUAGGCUUAUGUACCACGCGAAGUUUAAUACAAGUUUAUACAAUAAUUCUUCUGGAACAAAUCAAUUGUAAUAAAAAAAGGAAAUGUAGUAAAUACCUAAAGUAACACUGCUCAGGAAAAGGGUUUAGAAAUCCCCAUCAAAAAUAUUCGGAGCUACAAACUUGAAAAAAAUGUCAGUCUGAUCACUUACCGCUAUGCUUUUUCGUAUUCGGUAGAAUUUAAAAACGGGAUUAAUUGUAUCCGAAAAAUGUCUGCAAGUGUCGCAAUUCUAACAUUGUGAGAAUGAAUCAAUUUGUUUUACAUUCAAGAUUUCCGAUACUUACUCGUUACGUAUAGUACCUAAUUAAAAUAAAAUAUUCGUUAUAUCCCAACACUUAACAUAGGCCUGAAAGAUUAAUUAUUGUAACGAUCUAGAUGGGAUCUUUCUGCUGACAAAUAAAUUUCUAUACAAAAUUUA